CUCCGGAGCGCGGCCGGGAGGCCGGGCGGGGAAGGGGCCGGAGCCUGGAAGCCCGCCGCGCCCGCCACCCCCGCCACCCCCGGUCCUUCGCCCUCGGGGCCGCCGCGGGCCGUCCCCCUCCGUGGUCACGUGAAGAGCUGAGCGGAGCGCGCCCAGCGCGGGCCUCCGGGGGCCCGAGGACAGAGUCCGCCGCGGCGGUCCCGGCGGUCCCGACGCUCCCGCACCCCGGCCCGCCGCGCCGCCGCCGAGAUGCCCGGGGCCGGCCGAGCCGCGGGCGUGCGCCGCCUGCGCCCGCAGCCGUCGGAGGAGCCGCCCGCGCAGGAGGAGGACCAGAACCUUCUCCUGGCAGCUGCCUAUGUUUCUGAUGCCCAGUACAACAGAAAUGUUCCAUUUGAAACGUCUCCUCGGGCCAUCAGACUUUACUAUUUUUAUAACCACUGGACAAUGCAAGUAGCCAUCUACUUCUUCAUUUGUGUCGACCUCUCUCUCGCCCUGUUUGAAGAACCGGCACUGUUGCCCCUGCCUUUCUUGGCUACCUCGUUAGCAGAAGUACUCUGUCUGACUGCAUUCUUUGGGAGACUUAUACAUUUUGCAAAAGUCACUCCUCAAAUGGUUUUCUGGAAGGAUACGAAAAACAUCUGCAUCAUGGUAACCAUCGUGCUGACCUUGAUUGAUCUGAUUAUCUAUGGGUCCCUGGAAGCUGUGAACGUCCACAGCGUUCGAUGGUCAAGGGCCUUAAGACCAGUCUUCCUAAUUAACUUCCCUGAAAGUCGUCAGAUCCGAAGAACUUUCAGAAGCAUCCGGAACACUCUGCCCGAUAUUCUCUACGUCUUCCUCCUAUUUAUGUUCAGUGUGCUGAUAUUCUCCCUUAUGGCCUUGAAGCUUUUUGGGGAUAGGGGUCUUAAAACAGUGGAAGGAUUGCCCUACUUCACAAAUAUCCUGGACAUAGUGUUUGAGCUCUACGUGCUGGUCACUACCGCGAACAGCCCCGAUGUCAUGAUGCCUGCCUAUAACUUCAAUUGGUGGUACUGUCUGUACUUUAUAACCUACACCAUCAUCAAUACCUACAUCUUCAUGUCCGUCUUUCUGGCCGUGGUCUACAACAAUUAUAGGAAGCACUUAAAGAAUGAGAUUCGCAAACUGGCGUACCUGAAACGUCACAAAAUGAUAGAGGCGUUCAACAUUCUGAAAGUCAAGGUGGGCACAGAGUUUGUGGUCACGGAGGCCCAGUGGAGGCGGCUGGCCAAGGUCGUGGCACCACACAUCAGCAGUCCCCACCUGGAGCUCCUCUUGAGGAUCUCCGACGAGGGACAGAAGGGGCACGUGGACAAAGUGAACUUUCUACGCUUGGCCGAUCUCCUCAACAUUCAGGUGGUCACCAUCAACAUCAGGAGACACCCACUGGAAGAGUGGAUGCCUCGGGUAUACCGGUCAUCUGCAAGCCUCUUGGUCCAGAGGAUAGUUCAGCACAGGAUUUUUGUCUGGGUUUAUGAUGUCAUCAUUCUAAUAAAUGCCAUAUUCAUUGCUCUGGAUGAGAGAAACCCCUUCAUUUCCUACGCAGAAUGGCUUUUCCUUUCUCUCUACAUUAUUGAAAUUCUCCUGAAACUGUACACAUACGAGCCCAGAGCCUAUUUUGGCAGAAGGCAGUUCUGGAACUGGUUUGAUACGCUGAUCAUCAUCGCGGCCCUGGUGGCCACUGUGGCCAACACCACCAUUCAGUCAGCAAGAAAAUACAACAGUCAGCAGAUACUGGACAUUGUGCUGAUCUUGAGGAUACUCCGGCUCUUAAGGAUCAUUGUCAGCAUUCAGAGGUUCCGGGUCAUCGUGACGACCUUAAUUAACAUCGGGCCCACGAUACUGACGUUCGGUGGACUCGUCUUGGUGGUCUACUACGUGUUCGCUAUCAUCGGGAUGGAAGCAUUCCAUGGCAAAGUCCGGUUCUCUGACCCGAAUUUCACCAGUCCUGAUGCUCUGGUGUGUGGGAACCCAGCCUUGAAAGAUUCAGCAUUUGCCCGAGACAGGUACUGCAAGAACAACUUCAACGACCUGGCCUCCUCGUUCAUCGUGCUGAUGGAGCUCACGGUGGUUAACCAGUGGCACAUCCUCGCGGGCGGCUUUGCCCUCGUGACUCACCAGGCGGCAAAGCUGUACUUCAUCGGCUUCCACAUCGUGGUCGUCAUUCUCAUCGUUAAUAUUUUCAUAGCAUUCAUCUUGGAGGCAUUUUUUGUGGCAUAUUCCUUAGAGAAAAGUGAAGUAGAAACUGCUAUCGAGAAGAAGAUUCAAGAGCUCGGAGUGGGAAUCCAAGAAGAAGAAAUGCAGGACGGGAAGCUCGUUGAUAAUGUGGAUGCUAAGGACAGUGGCUUUAGUGGGGACGAUGGAGACAACAAAAGGAAGGACCUGAAAGGCUUGUACUUCAGAAUUGCAUCCAAAAAGUACAGGACCGUGGACGCCUUGCUGCAGCAGAUGUUUGAGUCUGAAAUUGCCCCAGAAGAGGAAGGCCCUUCGUUGGAUGAGAUUCUGAACUUUUCACCCGGUGACCUGUAUCCCAAGAAUCCCAAUUUCGAAAACAGUGCGUGAUCCCGGACCUUUAAGGGUGCACACGUGGAAACCAAGCUGGGAGGCCAUCCCUUCUGGCUUAUUCUAUCUAGAGGUGAUUUUCCCAGCCCAGGUCGCUCUGUGCUGUGACCAGCCUGCGCAUCGGCCCCUCCUGCCCUGAGCCACCAGCUGAAAGGUGUGGAAAGGCUGCUUCCGAGUGCCCCGCCUGGGGUUGUUCUGAGGUCUGAUCGGGGAAGUAAGGAGGGGGAAAUCUUGGAAGAGAUUUUGAGGGGCACUGAUCAUACACAUGGACCUACACGUGUGACGUCCCUUCAGUUGGGUGUGUAAAAGCUUUUCAUUUAUUUUUAUGUGAUAUUUUGCGAUUCUAUUAAAUCACAUGCUACGGUGUUACGUGAAUGAAUUUUGAAUAUUUACAUAUGGUAAAGGAAUGUAUCUAAUAUAGUAGCUUUUAGAUGUGGUGUUUAUUCAAAAUGAAGGAAAACAUGAAUGUGAAAAUAAAAUUCUGUCACAGUUGCUUCUUUUUCCAGGGAAGGCUCUCAAAGCUUCUUUUUUUUUUUUUUUUUAAUUUAUUUUUGAGACAGAGAGAGACAGAGCAUGAACAGGGGAGGGGCAGAGAGAGAGGGAGACACAGAAUCUGAAACAGGCUCCAGGCUCUGAGCGGUCAGCACAGAACCUGAUGCGGGGCUCGAACUCACGGACCGUGAGAUCAUGACCUGAGCCGAAGUCGUAUGCUUAACCGACCGAGCCACCCAGGCGCCCCUCUCAAAGCUUCUUAAUGUUUAUUUUUAAGAGACAGAGACAGAACGUGAGGGGGGGAAGAGGCAGAGAGAGAGAGGGAAACACAGAAACUGAAGCAGGCUCUAGGCUCCGAGCUGUCAGCACAGAGCCCGACGCGGGGCUUGAACCUGUGAACCUGAGCCGAAGUCGGACGCUUCACCGACUGAGCCACCCUGGCGCCCCCCCUCAAAGCUUCUUUAAUUACAUUACAAUGAUAGCUAGCUUUUGAGUAAAUCAGUCUCCGAGGUCACUUUCUCCAGCUGGAAGUCCCGCAGUGUGGUGAUGUGCUCCUUCCGGGAAAUUAAAAGGGAUUUAUCUUAUUUAUUAACCGAAUUUCUAACUGUGGUAAAAUACCCAUCACAUAAAAGUUACCAUCCUAACCAAGUCUAAGCGUAUAUAGUUCGAUAGUUUCAAGCAUAUUGACGCUGUUGUGCAACGGGUCUCCAGAACUUUUUGUCUUCCCAAAUGGAACCGCAACCGGUCAACGGCAACCCCCUCUUUCCGCGCCCCCCUCCCCGCCCCACCCCUGGAAACCACCAUUCUGUGUUCCGUCUCCAGGACUCUGACCGUUGUGCCUCGCAAGUGCAUUUGAGCGAGCGUAAUCCUUUGUGAGUCGUCAGGGUAUGACUCAUUCUUCUGUACCUUGUCACGGGCCCCACUAUAAAGGGGCCCAUGACCUGAGGUGCAGUGAGACCUGAGUCAUGUGUCACGUCGGGGUGACAUCUGACGCUGGCUGGGGAGGGAUUUCUUUUCCUUGGUUCUGAGGGUGACCUCUGGUGUAGGAGCAGGGCCAAGGUUUCGGGCACCCACUCUGGGGCCAGGUCGCCCGGUGUCCUACCCCGGCUCCCCACCGAGCGGGCUGCUUCAUCUCUCUGUGCCCCGUUUGCUCACGUGCACUUGGGGUAAAUGGUACCUCUGUCCCAGGAGUGUAGGAGUGAAGGAGGAUGAGGACCAGUGGCACCCCGACCCAGCCGCUUCAGCGUUUGCUCUUAGAGAUUGCUGUUCCUGGUUUAAAGCCACGCCUGGGGUCCGGCGUUGGUGCUUUAGAAUUUUCUUACCAUGACGCGCCCCAGGAGGUGGGGCAUUGCUGACCCCUCUGAGGGGAUUCAUGGAGCCCUGCCAUCCUCCGGAUUGCUCCUAUUUCUUCGUAUAUCUAACAUUUAUUGUGAUGUCAAGUAUGACACUAAAUGUAUCGAGUGACAACUUAAUUUCUUUAACUUGAAAACAUGCUGGGCGUUUUUCGAUUACAAACUAUGCAGUCAUUGUAAAAAAAAAAAAAACAACAACCCAAAAAACAACUCAAUGCCGAAAUACAGUAAAAAGACAAAAGUUGCUCUUUCUUCUUCCUUCUCCUGACACCCACCUCCCCUUCAUUCUUGCACUGACAAUCAGACACCCCCCUUCCCAGUGGUGGUGCUGAGUUUGUUGUGUAUCCUUCUGGAAACAGAUCUACCCAUUUACAGUCAUGUGUAUCAUGCAUAUGAAUAUAGGGUAUACGACUGACCCUAGAGCAACAUGAGGGGGUAGGGUUGCAAGUCUGAAUAAACUUUUGACUCCCCGCGCCACCCCCCCUCCCCCAAGGACCAAACUUUGCUAAUAGCCUACUGUUGACCAGAAAAGCCUUACCAAUAACAGAAACAGUUGAUUAACACACAAUUCACAUGCUAUGUGUAUUAUAUACUAUAUUCUUACAGUAAAGUAAGCUAGAGAAAAGAAAAUGUUAAGGAAGUCAUAAGGAAGGGGUGCCUGGCUGACUCAGUGGGUGGAGCAUGAGACUCUUGAUCUCCGGGUCGUGAGUUCGAGGCCCACAUUGGGUGUAGAGGUUAAGUAAAUAAAUCAAAAACAAAAGAAAGUCAUACGUAAAAUACAUUUACAGUACCAUACUGUAAUUAUAAAAAAAAAAUCUGCUUAUGUGUGUACCUGCAUAGUUCAAACUCAUGUUAUUCAAGGGCCAAAGGUAAUUGCAUUUCUUAUUCUAAGAGGGAUGUCAUGACGUUUUUCCUACGUAUUAUUCAAGAAUCUUUUUUUACUUACCAGUGUUUUUUAUUGAGAUACGUGUGUGUUUGUAUAUACGCACACACAAAACGCUAUCAAGUGUUCUGUACCAUCAGUGUUUCGUGAUUCAUUGAAAGCUUUACUUAUUCAUAGACCUAUACAUUGUUCCACGUGUUCAACAUUAAAGGGUAACAGAGUAAA
This is a messenger RNA of Leopardus geoffroyi (Geoffroy's cat), 5529 nucleotides long. RefSeq names its product two pore calcium channel protein 1-like. Gene Ontology annotation, biological process: transmembrane transport; monoatomic ion transport. The transcript is spliced from 19 exons. Bases 250 to 2577 code for a protein of 775 amino acids. Lineage: Eukaryota; Metazoa; Chordata; Mammalia; Carnivora; Felidae. Gene Ontology annotation, cellular component: membrane. Gene Ontology annotation, molecular function: monoatomic ion channel activity. The record is from RefSeq and is a predicted model, not a curated record.